GGGUCCCCCGUUUUGGGGCCAUCCCCCCUGGAGCAGGGUGUCCCCCCUUGGUGCAGCCCCGCCCCUGGGGCAGCGCUCAGCCAAUGAGAGCGCGCGGCGCUGAUGACUCAGCAGUGUCCAGGCAGACCCGCAGCUCCCAGCGUUCCCCACCUGGACCCCACCUGCGCCCCCCGGGCCCCAGCGCCCCCCGCCAGGGGAAUUUGGGGAGGUGGGAGGGGGGCAGCGCCAAGGCCGGGCCCCCCCGCGCUGUGGUGGCGGGAGCGACUGCAGUGGGGACCGAGUGCGGGCGGGAGCGGCCGAGAAACACGAAGCAGCACAAGAUUCCACCCCUCCCUGUGGCUGCUGCCUCCCCCCAGCCCCAGGAGCGUUUCCCCCACUAAAUGCUGCAGGUUACGAGAGAGGAGGAUCCACGAUUUUCACAGGGGUGAAUCUUCUGAGCUGUAUUGGGCUAAAUGCUGAUGCUUUGUUUUUUUGCAGGGCCUGAAUCUUGUCUCAGUCUUGCUGUUUGGGUACUUUUUGAUAUGUGUCUUGAUGUUUGGAGGACUUUUGAUCUGAAUCUUGGUUGUUUGAAGUUUCUUACAGAUACAAGAUGCCGAGUGAUUUCCUGAGAUGAACUUGGGCAAGGAGGAACCCCUAGCCCAAUGUGGUUUUUUCUUGCUUUUUCUCCCAAACCAGUAUUUUUCAUUCCUAAGGUGUUGACCGAUGGAGGAGGAGGAAAAGCCCAGGAGAUCUCUCACAAGGAGGAGCUGCAAACCCAGCCCAGAGAGCUGUGAGGAGGAAAGACCCUCCCAGAGACAGGAAGGCAGCCGGAGAUCCAGGCAGAGCUCAGAGCUGGUGGAGAAGCCUCAUGGAGGGGAGAAGCCCCACAAGUGCUUGGAAUGUGGGAAGGAUUUCAGCAACAACUACAGGCUGAUGCGGCACCAGAGGAUCCACACUGGGGAAAAGACCUAUGAAUGUGGGAAAUGUGGGAAGGGAUUCAGUCAGAGCUCUCACCUGAUCCAACACCAGAGGAUCCACACUGGGGAACGGCCCUACGAGUGUGGGAAAUGCACAAAGUGUUCCUGGACAAAAUCUGAACUGACGAUGCACCGCGUGAUCCACGCAGGAGAACAGCCCUACACCUGCUGGGAAUGUGGGAGGAGCUUUGGGCAGAGCUCCAACAUGAGAAAACACCAGCGCAUCCACACCGGGGAGAGGCCCUACGAGUGUCCUGUGUGUUGGAAGAGGUUUCAGACCAGCUCCCAUCUCCUGGAACAUGAGCGGAUUCACAGAGAUGAGAAGCCCUUCCGCUGCUCCGACUGCGGGAAGGGAUUCCAACGCAACUCCCAUCUCAUUACGCACAGUCGCAUCCACACUGGGGAGAGGCCCUACGAGUGUCCUGAGUGUGGGAAGAGCUUCUCACAGAGCUCAAACUUGACCAAACACCAACGGAGCCACCACUAAGGGAAGCCCUUUGAGUGCCCCGAGUGUGGGAAGAGCUUUGUGCUCUGCUCCAGCUCCAUCCCCCAUGGGAGGAUUGGUGUUGGAUGAUCCCCAGUGACCCCCAUUGGGCAGAGCCCUGGUGAUCCGUGGUCCUGGUGAUCCAUGUUGGGAAGACACCUGGCUGGGGGGCUCUGCAUCAUCCUGUCUCCCUGUGGACACCUGGAUGAAUGCAGGGGCAGGAACGUCCAUUGGAAUGCAAAGUGACAUUGGGAAUUCCUUGGGGAGAGUGAAUUUGUUGACUUUCAACCCCAGAAAAUUUUUUGUGUUGAAUCUUGUCUCCUGGUGGCAUCCAGGAAUACUGAAUGCUCUUGGACGUUUUUUCCAAUGUGGUUUUUUUUUUAAGAUUCGCUGAAAUUUUUUACCUGCCUGGACCUGGGCAGUCUCCCUUGUAUCUGACCAGAAGCAAUCAGUGUUGGAUUGUUAAUAUUCACACAUUAUUACAGCAAUAAGCAAGUUUCUGCCUCUUUGUGAAAUACACAUGUACAGACACAAAGCCCCGGGCAAGUUCUCUUUCCCUGCCGGCCUCUCCCACAGGAACAGCAGCCCGGGCCGGGCAGGGGCAGGCGGGCUCUGACUCAGAGCUCAGGAAGCCGCCGGGCCCCGUUUUCAAGCAGGGACCCCGAUGUGCAGGGCAAGGAAAGGCCAGGCCCGUUGCUGCCAUCGCUGCCCCCCCGGCAUGGCCGCGGCUCGGCAGAACCCUGCCCUGGCCCGGCCCGGAGCGGCUCCGAACGGCCGGGCCCGCCCCGCUGCCCCCGCGGCCUGGGGGAAAAACAACUGAGCCCCGUUCUGGCAAGGCCCCCACAGCCUUGUCUGCUGGGCAGGGGGGAGGAAGAACCCCCGGCCCGCGGCUGGAAUUGAGUGCAGCGGGCGCCGGAGAACAGCCAUGAGAGCAGAAACUCAUCAGCGCUUCUCGGACUGAGCCCUGCAGUCCUCAGCCAGCCCCAGCGGGGCCUUGAAAGACUCUUUAUGGGAAAUAACUGCGACUGCCCACCUGGAAAAAAUCACAGAACCCUCUGCUGCCCGGGCAAGGUAUUGACUCUUUCAAUGCCCACAAUAAAACUUUACAGAUACUUUAUUCCUUCUCUGAAAUAAUAAUAAAAAAAAUAAAAUAACACAGAAGCAAUAUAAAAACACUGAAAUCAAACAAAAAGAAAAUUCAAAUCCUAAAUAAAGAAAGGAGAAAAGUAAUGAACUAAAAUUUCUCUUUUUUUAAAUUAUGGAGAAAAAACUCUUAUUUCCUCUAUAAGACAUAAAAAUGUUAUGACAUGAAUAUGACUGUUCUAAGUAGAAAUAUAAACAAAAGCAUUAAUAUUGAAGUAAAGAAAUGUAUAAAUUACUGUAAUCGCCCAAGUUUAAAUAAUAAAAUAACUCCUUACUGCUCCCCAAAAAAAAGAGAAAGAAAAAACCUUCUGUUCUCAGACAUAAAGUAAGGUCUUGUUUAAAAAUCUUUAAAGUGUGCCUCAUAAUUUAACAUAGUUGUCAAAAAAAUUACGAGAAAAACUGUUAGUCUGAAAAAAGGGUUUUUGCACUGUAAUCAGAUUUCCAUUCUCCUGCGUGGCUAAUCACUGUAACAUCAAAACCACAAGAAAACUGUUUCUUGUGAAGAAAUCUCAAUAGACUGAAAAUAGUCUCCUCUUUCAAGUAAAUUAGUAAAAAACUGUUUUAAUUAUGGUAAACUAACUGAGUUGGUUUUGUACUCUUUCAGUAUU
Messenger RNA from Catharus ustulatus (Swainson's thrush), 3191 nucleotides. RefSeq names its product zinc finger protein 436-like. The transcript has a single exon. Gene Ontology annotation, biological process: negative regulation of transcription by RNA polymerase II. The record is from RefSeq and is a predicted model, not a curated record. NCBI's taxonomy places the organism in Eukaryota, Metazoa, Chordata, Aves, Passeriformes, Turdidae. Bases 703 to 1443 code for a protein of 246 amino acids. Gene Ontology annotation, molecular function: DNA-binding transcription repressor activity, RNA polymerase II-specific.